Messenger RNA from Nymphaea colorata (pocket water lily), 1928 nucleotides. RefSeq names its product protein NRT1/ PTR FAMILY 5.2-like. The record is from RefSeq and is a predicted model, not a curated record. Lineage: Eukaryota; Viridiplantae; Streptophyta; Magnoliopsida; Nymphaeales; Nymphaeaceae. The transcript is spliced from 4 exons. Gene Ontology annotation, biological process: transmembrane transport; dipeptide transport. Gene Ontology annotation, cellular component: membrane. Gene Ontology annotation, molecular function: tripeptide transmembrane transporter activity; dipeptide transmembrane transporter activity. The coding region runs from base 49 to 1812 and encodes 587 amino acids.
CAAGAGAAGGAAGAGAGAGAGAAAGAGAGAGAGAGAAAAGAUUCGAGAAUGGAGGAGAGGGCGGCAGUAGGAGGAGGUGGUGAGGUUGAAGCCGCUUACACCAAGGAUGGGAGUGUGGACCUCAAAGGGCGGCCCGUCCUCAGAUCCAAAACCGGUGGAUGGAAAGCCGCUUCCUUCAUCGUCGUGUAUGAGAUGGUUGAGAGACUGGCAUUCUAUGGCAUUGCCACAAAUCUCAUAGUCUACCUCACAACACAGCUUCAUCAAGGCACCGUUGCUGCUGCAAAUAAUGUCACCAAUUGGGUAGGCACCGUUUGGAUGACCCCGAUCUUGGGAGCUUAUAUCGCAGACGCCCACCUCGGUCGCUUUUGGACGUUCGUCAUCGCAUCCAUCAUCUACCUCUCAGGAAUGGUGUUAGUGACACUAUCUGUUUCAAUUCCCUCCCUCAAGCCACCCUCCUGCCAGAACCAAGACAGCGGCUGCCGAGCUGGUUCACUGCAGGUCGCUGUCUUCAUGGUCGGGCUCUACAUAGUUGCAGUGGGCACUGGAGGCACCAAGCCUAACAUCUCGACGAUGGGCGCGGACCAGUUCGACGACUUCGAGCCCAAAGAGCGGAAGCAGAAGCUGUCCUUCUUCAAUUGGUGGAUGUUCAGCAUAUUCUUUUCCACCAUCUUUGCCAACAGUUUCCUGGUUUACAUCCAAGACAACGUUGGCUGGGCCCUUGGCUAUGGGAUACCUACAAUUGGGCUCAUUCUUGCAAUUCUUGUGUUCUUUGUGGGCUCUCCACUUUACAGACACCAGAGGACAUCGGACAGCCCCUUUGCCAAGAUGGCCAAGGUUAUAGUGGCUGCCUUCAGGAAACGCAUGGUGCCUCUACCAACUGAUCUCCAUGAGCUGCAGGAAGAAGAGUACGCUAAAAGUGGCCAGUUUCAGGUUAAGUCUACUUCAAGCCUUCAGUUUCUUAACAAAGCAGCGGUGAGAGUUGGGCCAAGUACCGCCUGGACGCUCUGCACGGUGACUCAAGUGGAGGAAACGAAGCAGAUGAUAAAGAUGUUCACCAUCUUCCUCGCCAGCUUCAUCCCCAACACCAUCACGGCCCAAGGCCACACCCUCUUCAUCAAGCAAGGCACAACCCUGGACAGGAGCUUAGGCCCACACUUCAAGAUCCCUCCCGCAAGUCUCACCUCCUUCGUCAACAUCUCCAUGCUCAUCAGCCUAGCCAUUUACGAUAAAUGGUUCGUUCCUUUAGCAAGGAAAUACACCAACAACCCAAGAGGAAUCACCAUGUUGCAGAGGUUGGGAGCAGGACUGAUUUUGCACAUCAUUAUAAUGGUCAUCUCUGCUUUAGUUGAGAAAGAGAGGCUUAGCUUUGUCGGGCACCAUGGCCUUGAGCACAGCAAGGAUGCCAUUCCACUGACGAUCUUCAUCCUCCUUCCUCAGUUUGUUCUGGUUGGAGUGGCUGAUGCCUUGGUGGAGGUCGCUAAGCUUGAGUUUUUCUAUGACCAAGCGCCGGCGACCAUGAAAAGCUUAGGAACUUCUUAUUUUACUAGCUGCGUUGGACUUGGCAACUUCUUGAGCAGCUUUAUCCUCAAGACUGUGGCCAAAGUCACCAGUCAUGGUGGAAGAAAGGGCUGGAUUACAAAUAACGCUAAUAUGUCUCGCCUGGACUACUACUAUGGUCUGUUGGCAGCCAUUAGUGCUGUGAACUUCAUUUACUUUCUCUUUGCUUCAAGACUCUAUAAGUAUCGGGCUGAACCAAGUGAGCUUGAUGUGGAGUUGCAGAAGCCAUGUGAGCCGAGAACCAAUAAAACUUAGGCUGUGGAAGGGUCAGGUCACGGAGGUGUAGUGAAUGUUGGCAGAAACGCUGCUAGAUCUGUAAGAAUUAUAGGUCGUUUAUAUGAAGGAAUUAUGCUGGAAGUUGAUAUAUUUUA